GGGGUUUACAUUCUGGUGGAGGAGACAAAAAGAUAAAUAAAUUUCAGACAAUGAUAAGUGUUUCAAGACUAUGGAGUAGGAAAUAAAGGGGAGGUAAGUUUAAAUAAACGCCCGAGAAGGCGUCUCUGAGAAGUUAACAUUAACUGAAUGAAUGAGUGCAUGUAUAGCAACCCCCUGAUGGAUUCAUUUUUCAAACUUAUCUAGUUUUGUUGGCCAGUAGAUUGUUCAUGAUUCUGAUGCUGAAUACUCUUUGGAGCUUAUGUUGCUGAUGCCAAAAGGUCAAGGGCAGUGGCGAAGAACAUCGACGAAUCCUUUCCAAUUCAUUUCACUCCUCUGACCUUGCCUUUGCCGUCAGGGUCACUCCCCACCGCCACGCCCAUUCUUCUGCCCCCGGAUGCUUCCAGCCUGCGCAAGCGCAGGAGAAACUGCUGUUCCUAGUGGAGGGCGCGGAUUCCACCCCAAAACGCAUGCGCCCCGGGCCCGCAAGCCCCGCCCCGACCUCUGCGCCCGCUCGCGAGCCCUUGCCAAUUCUCGGGGCGGGGACUGCGCGGGGAGGCGCGCGCCGGUGCGUGCGAGCUCCGGCGCCGCGGGCGGGCCAGUGAAGCCGGCGGCCCUGGCACGUGAUCUCGGAUCGGCGUGGUAGCUUGGUGGCUCCGUCUGUCUGUCCGUCCGCGGUUGCCAUCAUGGCGGACGCGGCCAGUCAGGUGCUCCUGGGGUCCGGUCUCACCAUCCUGUCCCAGCCGCUCAUGUACGUGAAGAUGCUCAUCCAGGUGGGAUAUGAGCCUCUUCCUCCAACAAUAGGACGAAAUAUUUUUGGGCGGCAAGUUUGUCAGCUUCCAGGUCUCUUUUGUUAUGCUCAGCACAUUGCAAGCAUCGAUGGGAAGCGUGGGUUGUUCACAGGCUUAACUCCAAGACUGUGUUCAGGGGUCCUUGGAACUGUGGUCCAUGGUAAAGUUUUACAGCAUUACCAGGAGUGUGACAAGGCUGAGGAGUCAGGAUCUGGAAAUGUACAGAAAGAAGUUUCAUCUUCCUUUGACCGAGUUAUCAAGGAGACAACUCGAGAGAUGAUGGCCCGUUCUGCUGCUACUCUCAUCACACAUCCCUUCCAUGUGAUCACUCUGAGAUCUAUGGUACAAUUCAUUGGCAGAGAAUCCAAGUACUGUGGACUUUGUGACUCAAUAGCAACUAUCUAUCGGGAAGAGGGCAUCCUAGGAUUUUUUGCGGGUCUUAUUCCUCGCCUCCUAGGUGACAUCAUUUCUUUGUGGCUCUGUAACUCACUGGCCUACCUCGUCAAUACUUAUGCACUGGACAGCGGGGUUUCCACCAUGAAUGAAAUGAAGAGUUAUUCCCAAGCUGUCACAGGAUUUUUUGCCAGUAUGUUGACGUACCCCUUUGUGCUUGUCUCUAAUCUUAUGGCUGUCAACAACUGUGGGCUUGCUGGUGGAUGCCCUCCCUACUCCCCAGUGUAUUCUUCUUGGAUAGAUUGCUGGUGCAUGCUACAAAAAGAGGGAGAAGGUUGGUCUGUAGAGUGCCCUGAGCCACCGCUAGUUUGGCCUCUGCCUCAGUUUCCCCAUCUGCUAACUUGGAUUAAUGAUGCCUGCUCUCCAGACCCAGAGGAUGAAGCUUUAGGGAGGUCACGGAGGAGGAAGAGCCCGGUGCUCGCGCUGCCUGCGCGGGGGGCCUUCUUCGUGCGGUGCCCCUGGGCCCUGCCGCUCGGCUCCCCGGCCUCGGCGCGCCCCUCCCUCUCGCUUCCCCUCCCGCCUCUCCCCCUGCCCGCCCCUGCCCCGCCCCUCCUCGCGCGGCCCCGGAGCCUCGCUCUUCAGCAGCCCUUUUUCCCUCGCUGCCCCGCCACCCCGAGCCCACCCCGGGGUCCCAGCGCCCCGCCCGCCGCCGCCGCCGCCGUCCCCGCCAGGCCCGGCCCCGCCGCAGCGCGGGCGGUCAGUGCGCAGCCCGGCGCCCGCCCGGAGCCCAGAGCCCGGAGCCCGGAGCCGGAUCGCGGGCUCGGAGAGAAGCCGACCGACCGCCGCCCCCAGCCAGGCGCCAUGCUGCCGCUCCUGCUGGGCCUGCUGGGCCCGGCCGCCUGCUGGGCCCUGGGCCCGGCUCCGGGCUCGACAGAGCUGCGCUCGGCCUUCUCGGCCGCACGCACCACCCCCCUGGAGGGUACGUCGGAGAUGGCGGUGACGUUCGACAAGGUGUACGUGAACAUCGGGGGCGACUUCGACGCGGCCACUGGUCAGUUCCGCUGCCGCGUGCCCGGCGCCUACUUCUUCUCCUUCACGGCUGGCAAGGCCCCGCACAAGAGCCUGUCGGUGAUGCUGGUGCGCAACCGCGACGAGGUGCAGGCACUGGCCUUCGACGAGCAGCGUCGGCCCGCCGCGCGGCACGCCGCCAGCCAGAGCGCCAUGCUGCAGCUCGAUUACGGCGACACGGUGUGGCUGCGGCUGCACGGCGCCCAGCAGUACGCGCUCGGGGCACCUGGCGCCACCUUCAGCGGUUACCUGGUGUACGCCGACGCCGACGCGCCUGCGCGCGGGCCGCCCGCGCCCCCGGAGCCGCGCUCGGCCUUCUCGGCGGCGCGCACGCGCAGCCUGGUGGGCUCGGACGCGGGCCCGGGGCCGCGGCACCGGCCCCUCGCCUUCGACACUGAGCUUGUGAACAUCGGCGGCGACUUCGACGCGGCGGCUGGCGUGUUCCGCUGCCGCCUGCCCGGCGCCUACUUCUUCUCCUUCACGCUGGGCAAGCUGCCGCGCAAGACGCUGUCGGUGAAGCUGAUGAAGAACCGCGACGAGGUGCAGGCCAUGAUUUACGACGACGGCGCUUCGCGGCGUCGCGAGAUGCAGAGCCAGAGCGUGAUGCUGGCGCUGCGGCGCGGCGACGCCGUCUGGCUGCUCAGCCACGACCACGACGGCUACGGCGCCUACAGCAACCAUGGCAAGUACAUCACCUUCUCCGGCUUCCUGGUGUACCCCGACCUCAUCCCCGCCGGCCCGCCCGGCCUCGGGCCUCCGGAGCUCUGAGCCACGACCCGGAGAGGAGCCCCGGGCGGCCUGGGGCGUGCAUGCCAAGCCGGGACCGCGGCCCGAAUGUCCCGCCGGCGCGAGCAUGACGGCCCGCCCAGCGUGGCUGGACUCUGCCAAUAAAGUGGGCCUGCGCCAGCGCCUGUCUGCCGGG
This is a messenger RNA of Balaenoptera musculus (blue whale), 3171 nucleotides long. RefSeq names its product mitochondrial carrier 2 (gene MTCH2). Gene Ontology annotation, cellular component: membrane; mitochondrion. The transcript is spliced from 14 exons. Gene Ontology annotation, molecular function: protein binding. Bases 684 to 3017 code for a protein of 777 amino acids. Lineage: Eukaryota; Metazoa; Chordata; Mammalia; Artiodactyla; Balaenopteridae. The record is from RefSeq and is a predicted model, not a curated record. Gene Ontology annotation, biological process: positive regulation of apoptotic process.